UGUGAUUGAUUUGAUUGCGUGUACUUUUGGAGAAUGUCAAUUAAUAUAAAACCGGCGUUGGGCAAGAUGAGGCUUAGUGGUGUAUUUUUACUAUAUUUAGUGACUUUGUGUAAUAGUAACAAUGUAGAUACUGUCUCCAGUGAUAUUAAAUUAAAAAAUGUAGACCGUAUAAUUGAUUGCACAUCACAACUGGUAAAGGUGACUGGAAAAUUAACCUUAGAGAACACUGGAAAUUCGCCGAUAAAGAAUUUCUUAUUGGCCAUAGAAAGUGCAGCAAUUGAUAACUUAGCUUUUGUUGGAGUUAAAGAUAGCAACAACAAGGAUCUUCGUUUAAUCGAUACAACUGUAAAAGGGUACAAUUACGUCAAAUUCUUGCGAGUUGAACUCAAAGACGCCAUCAAUGCGGGUUCAUCGGCUGUUGUUGUAGCCGAGUUUGUUUAUACUAAGGCACUCAUACCGUAUCCCACUGCUAUCAGUCAACAGGAAGAACAACUUGUAAAAUACAAUGGUAAUCUGUACUUCUUCUCACCAUACUAUGUUACAUCUCAAAAGACUAAUGUAAUUUUGAAUACAAAGAAUGUUGAAUCCUUUACUAAGGUAAAACCAUUUAGCCAGGUCGAAGGUACACUAGUCUAUGGUGCAUAUUCUAACAUAGGUCCAUUCACUGAGAAAGAAUUAUCUGUUCACUUUAAAAAUAAUUCACCAUUCUUAACUGUAGUCCGAAUUGAACGUCUCAUUGAAGUAUCACAUUGGGGUAAUAUUGCUGUGGAAGAAAAAAUUGAGAUUGAACACACUGGAGCCAAACUUAAAGGACCAUUUUCUCGCUAUGACUAUCAACAAGACCAUCGCAGUGGCCCAGCCAGUGUACGCUCAUAUAAAACACUGCUGCCUGCGUCUGCUGCUGAUGUCUACUACCGUGACACAAAUGGAAAUAUCUCUACUUCAAACAUGAAAGUGAAAAAGGACUCAGUGGAGUUGGACUUGAGACCACGCUACCCUCUCUUUGGUGGAUGGAGGACACAUUAUACACUUGGCUAUAAUGUUCCUAGUUAUGAGUACUUGUACCAUUCUGGCAAUGAAUAUUUGUUAAAAAUGAGAGUUAUCGAUCACAUAUUUGAUGAUAUGCAAGUAGAUGAGCUAGUCACAAAAGUAAUAUUGCCUGAGGGUGUUCACAAUAUCAAAGUAAACUUCCCAUUUGCUGUCACUAGGAUUCCCGAUAGUGUUCAUUACACAUACUUGGAUACACAGGGCCGUCCUGUCAUAUCAUUUAAGAAGAGGAAUGUUGUUGAAAAUCACAUACAGGAUUUCCAACUUCGAUACACAUUCCCAAAUAUCUUUAUGUUCCGGGAACCGUUGUUAGUUGUUGGUUCUAUUUAUGCUUUAUUCCUCCUUGUUAUUGUCUAUGUUAGAUUAGAUUUUUCUAUUCACAAACCAGAACACCCACAUAAAGAUUAAUAUAUUUUAGUGAAGUUUAAUGUGAAAUGAUUGGAUGUGUGUGUGUUCAUGUAAAUCAAUUGCAUAAAAUUUUCAAUAAAUUAUUAAGUUAAAUAAAUAUAUAAGAAAAA
Molecule: messenger RNA, 1565 nt
Organism: Leptidea sinapis
Lineage: Eukaryota; Metazoa; Arthropoda; Insecta; Lepidoptera; Pieridae
Product: dolichyl-diphosphooligosaccharide--protein glycosyltransferase subunit 1
Exons: 1
Coding region: 34-1455 (473 amino acids)
Cellular component (GO): oligosaccharyltransferase complex; membrane
Source: RefSeq, a predicted model, not a curated record